Drosophila willistoni is the source of this 2568-nucleotide messenger RNA. It is a transcript of the gene E(z), whose product is annotated as histone-lysine N-methyltransferase E(z). The record is from RefSeq and is a predicted model, not a curated record. The transcript has 8 exons. NCBI's taxonomy places the organism in Eukaryota, Metazoa, Arthropoda, Insecta, Diptera, Drosophilidae. The coding region runs from base 108 to 2462 and encodes 784 amino acids. Gene Ontology annotation, biological process: chromatin remodeling. Gene Ontology annotation, molecular function: histone H3K27 methyltransferase activity; protein binding.
GCUCCUGCGAAUUGUGUACAAAAGUGGCAGCACUCUCAAAAAAGGCGGUCGGUCUGUUGAUUAAAAACAUUUAAUUAUUGGCAUUUUAUUGCCAAAUUAAUUGCAAAAUGAGUAAUGCCAAAGUGCCACCAGAAUGGAAGCGUCGCGUCAAAUCGGAAUAUAUGAAAAUACGACAACAGAAACGCUAUAAACGAGCCGAUGAAAUAAAGGAAGCGUGGAUUAAAAAUUGGGACGAACAUAAUCACAAUGUGCAGGAUCUCUAUUGCGAGUCGAAGGCAUGGCAAGCGAAACCCUAUGAUCCUCCGCAUGUUGAUUGCGUUAAACGGGCCGAGGUGACCAGCUACAGUGGGUCACCGGCUGGCCCUCAACGUGUUCCCAUUUGUGUAAUCAAUGCCGUCACUCCGAUUCCGACCAUGUACACUUGGGCACCCACACAACAGAAUUUUAUGGUUGAGGACGAGACAGUUCUUCAUAAUAUUCCAUACAUGGGUGACGAAGUCUUGGACAAGGAUGGCAAAUUCAUUGAAGAGCUUAUCAAGAACUAUGAUGGCAAAGUGCAUGGCGAUAAAGAUCCAUCGUUUAUGGAUGAUGCCAUAUUUGUGGAGUUGGUUCAUGCUCUAAUGCGUUCACAUAGCAAAGAGCUGGAGGAAGCAUCAUCCUCUAGUUCCAGUACUCAGGUGAAAACGGAAACUGUGGUCAAACCAUCCAAAUCCACAGCUGAUGACAAUGACGAUAAAGAUAAAGAGAAAAAGUUGUCGCCAUUGGCCAAAGUUGAUGAGCAGACCAAGGCGAUGCCAGUUGGUGGGGCGGUAAAGAAGAAAGAGAAUGACGAGUCAACCGAAGAGACAUCCUCGUUGGCAUUGGCUGUAGAUAUCAAGCCGGAAGUCGUUAAGGAAACUAGCAACAAGGAUAACAGCAAGGAAGACGUCAAAGAGAAGCUACCAUUUCCAGCACCAAUUAUAUUUCAGGCAAUUAGUGCCAACUUUCCAGACAAAGGCACUGCCCAAGAGCUGAAAGAGAAAUACAUUGAGCUAACCGAACAUCAGGAUCCAGAGCGACCACAAGAAUGCACUCCAAACAUUGAUGGCACCAAGGCCGAGAGUGUUUCCCGUGAGCGCACUAUGCACUCGUUUCACACUCUGUUCUGUCGUCGCUGCUUCAAAUAUGAUUGUUUCCUUCAUCGUCACCAUGUGCAGGGUCUGCAAGGACAUGCUGGUCCCAAUUUACAAAAGCGUCGCUAUCCCGAGCUCAAGAUCUUUGCCGAUCCUUGCAGCAAUUCAUGUUACAUGCUAAUUGAUGGCAUGAAGGAGAAAUUGGCUGCCGAUAGCAAAACUCCACCCAUUGACUCAUGCAAUGAGGCCAGUUCAGAGGAUAGUAAUGACAGCAACAGUCAGUUUAGUAACAAGGACUUUAAUCACGAGAACAGCAAGGAUAAUAGCAUUGCUGUUAAUAGCGCCGCCGUUGCUGAAAUUAAUUCCAUUAUGGCUGGCAUGAUGAACAUUACAAGCACUCAAUGCGUUUGGACUGGUGCCGAUCAGGCAUUGUUUCGUGUCCUCCAUAAGGUCUAUUUGAAGAACUAUUGUGCCAUUGCGCAUAAUAUGUUGACCAAAACAUGCCGACAGGUCUAUGAGUUUGCCCAGAAGGAGGCAGCCGAAUUUAGUUUUGAGGACUUGCGUCAGGACUUUACACCACCGCGCAAGAAGAAGAAGAAGCAACGUUUAUGGUCACUGCAUUGCCGCAAAAUUCAAUUGAAAAAGGAUUCGUCAUCGAAUCAUGUCUACAAUUAUACACCCUGCGAUCAUGCUGGCCCGUGUGACAUGAAUUGCUCAUGCAUUUUGACUCACAACUUCUGUGAGAAAUUCUGCAAUUGCAGCAGCGAUUGUCAGAAUCGUUUUCCGGGCUGUCGCUGCAAGGCUCAAUGCAAUACCAAGCAAUGUCCUUGCUAUUUGGCUGUCCGUGAAUGUGAUCCGGAUUUGUGUCAGGCAUGCGGAGCCGAUCAAUUCAAAUUGACCAAAAUCACGUGCAAGAAUGUGUGUGUGCAGCGUGGAUUGCAUAAACAUCUAUUAAUGGCCCCAUCAGACAUUGCCGGCUGGGGUAUAUUCCUGAAGGAGGGUGCCCAAAAGAAUGAAUUCAUUUCUGAAUAUUGCGGUGAGAUUAUAUCGCAGGAUGAGGCCGAUCGUCGUGGCAAAGUGUAUGACAAAUACAUGUGCUCCUUUCUAUUCAAUUUGAACAACGAUUUUGUGGUGGAUGCCACACGCAAGGGCAAUAAAAUACGUUUUGCCAAUCAUUCCAUUAAUCCCAAUUGCUAUGCCAAGGUUAUGAUGGUCACUGGCGAUCAUCGUAUUGGAAUAUUUGCCAAACGCGCCAUCCAGCCGGGAGAAGAGCUCUUCUUCGACUAUAGAUAUGGACCGACCGAACAAUUGAAAUUUGUUGGCAUCGAACGUGAAAUGGAAAUUGUUUAAUUUAUUACCUAUAAGUAUAAAGAUUAUAAAAAUAUAUAUAUAUAAAAUAACACACAUAUAAUAACUAUCGAAACUAUCUAAAUCAUAUAAUAUAUAUGUACAUAUA